Molecule: messenger RNA, 822 nt
Organism: Drosophila elegans
Lineage: Eukaryota; Metazoa; Arthropoda; Insecta; Diptera; Drosophilidae
Exons: 4
Coding region: 1-822 (273 amino acids)
Source: RefSeq, a predicted model, not a curated record
AUGAGUGAGUGCAGUGAAAAUUUAAGGGAUCAGCAGGAUAUAUGUCAUGCUAUCGUGGGACUCGCAAAUUUGGAGGAGGAGGAAGAUGAGCUGGUGAAGGUGUUCCAGGGAUUUGUUGAGGAAAUCGUACUGCCACCGCAGUUGUUAAAAAAAAGCGAAAGUCUCCAUGCGUAUGGGCAAUCGUUAUGGGAACUGGACGUGCCUGAAAACACAGAUGCCUUUUUUAAGGAAAGUUUUCGCGUGGAGAGGGAACACUUCAACACAUUGGUGGAACAGCUGCAAGGCCUCAAGAAGAAGGACACCAACUUCAGGGACGCCAUACCCUUGGACAAGCGAAUAGCUAUCGCCUGUACACGUUGGGGUCGUCAGCGGAGUACCGCACUGUGGGAAGACUUUUUGGAGUGUCGUCUUCCAUGGAGAAAGUGGAAGAGUGCGUCAGGGGAUUCGGAGCUCAUGGAUUCCCGCAAUGCUUUGGAGCAAUUGGUAAGUAAAGUUAUGGACGCAGAGUUAAUUGAUAUAAAUCUUAUAACUAUCUUCGAAGAUGGUUGUCAUAUUGAGAUCCGCCCAGCCGCCGCCGAGGCCAUCGACUAUUACAAUUAUAAAGGGUGGUAUUCGACUAUCCUUUUUGCAUUGGUUGAUUACAGAUACAGAUUUCUGUAUGUCAACGUGGGCUGCCCGGGCCGCUGCCACGAUUCCCAAGUUUAUGAGUGUUCAGCGUUGAAAAGUAUUGUGGACAAUACUGAUCUAUUUCGAGCCAACUCCAAACGCAUAAACGAAACAGAUGCGCCUGUGGUUUUGCUGGGCGAUCCGGCAUUUACAUAG